Messenger RNA from Dothidotthia symphoricarpi CBS 119687, 1340 nucleotides. RefSeq lists its product as uncharacterized. Bases 198 to 1124 code for a protein of 308 amino acids. The transcript has 3 exons. NCBI's taxonomy places the organism in Eukaryota, Fungi, Ascomycota, Dothideomycetes, Pleosporales, Dothidotthiaceae. The record is from RefSeq and is a predicted model, not a curated record.
GAUAUCCUUAUGACAAUGCAUCAGGACGGUUCGUUGGCGAAAAUGCUGGAAGAGAAGGGCGUUGUUGUGCCCGCGGAGGGUGAGGCGGAGCCGCCAAAAUAAGCCUGCGCGUUUAUGAGGCACAGUCAAGUUGCAUAUAAAGACUGUAGAACGUGGCUUCACGGAGAAGCUCUGUAAGAAGGCCGAGCUGAUAUGACAUGAAUGAUGUACCAUCAAAAUGUAGAACACAAACGGUCAGAUCCCACAAGGGAAGCCCUCACUUCCACAUUGACAAGUUGCAAUCCAGCAGCUCUCGCAGUCCGCAGAAAGAGAACCGCAGGAGAUCAAAGAAGCGAUUGGACGAACAUGUAAUUGCCGUCGAGUUCAAAGAAACCAGUGACGACUACAAGCGCCACCUAUAUACUACCACCACCGUCCAGAUCACCAAGACGCUCGAAGACCUCCUUCACCAGCUUCAUGAAAGCACCCUACAAGAUGUGCCCUCCGGUAAACCAAACGACCUCUCACCCCUUAAGCUUUCCAAACCAGCCCAAUACGAACGCAUGGCCGCAACCCUCUACCAACCACUCUCGGCCUACAGACUUGGUCUCACACGCACCAACACCGACGGCGAGAAGAUCCGCGUAGAAAGCACACUAGCGAACCGCAUGGACAACUUCGACGAACACAUCCACCAGCAAACAGCAGAACUCACAAAGCUACAGACCGAAUGGGAGAUGAUCGUGGGUGAAAUCUUCAAACUGGGCGUAACAUGCCUAGGCGACGGGGCCAUGGAGACUCUACUCUCCGCCAGCGAAGACACGCUCUCCCCGUCGAAAACCACAGAUACCACAGCAGAGUCCACACUCUUCGUCCCGGAACAUGAUACCCCGCCUCCGCGUAAGAAGAAAUGCGUCACGUUCCAGACUACGUUCCCGCCGUUCUUGUACCAGGCUUCGCGGUUCAAGAAGGCUGCUCCUGAGACGCCGAGACUGCUGGGGGAAGAGGUCAGGGAACUGGAGGCGCAGGUAGGCAACUUGGGUCAAGAGCAUCUCAAGGACUUUUGCAAGAUUGAGGAUCGUCAUGCGGCGUGGUUGAAGAAGAAACAUGUGCUUAUUGCUCAGGCGAUGCUGAAGGAGGACUGAGUGGGAAGAGACGGAUAGAAGUGUGUGGAACACGGAAGCGAUGUUGCGAGAUUUGUUACAGAAGGGCUAGAGGGCUGGGGGUGUUUGUGCGUUGUGUGACGCAACGACAGGACUGUUUAUGGGGGUAACGGACAUCUAUGAUAUAUAUCUUGGCAAACAAUGCGGCGAGGAUUUGUUACUCCUACGUACACUGCAUGAUAGGCAGGGACAUUAUGA